Camellia sinensis is the source of this 2108-nucleotide messenger RNA. RefSeq lists its product as uncharacterized. Gene Ontology annotation, cellular component: cytosol. The record is from RefSeq and is a predicted model, not a curated record. Gene Ontology annotation, molecular function: protein-folding chaperone binding. Lineage: Eukaryota; Viridiplantae; Streptophyta; Magnoliopsida; Ericales; Theaceae.
AGAGAGAGAGAGAGAGAGAGGGUGGUAUGGGUGUGGACUACUACAAGGUUCUUCAGGUAGACCGAAACGCCAAAGACGAUGACUUGAAGAAAGCUUAUCGCAAGCUCGCCAUGAAAUGGCACCCCGAUAAAAACCCUAACAACAAGAAAGACGCCGAAUCCAAAUUCAAACAAAUCUCCGAAGCCUACGAUGUUUUGAGUGAUCCCCAAAAGCGAGCUGUCUACGAUCAGUACGGCGAAGAGGGUUUGAAGGGCCAGGUUCCGCCGCCCGGUGCCGGAGGCUUUUAUGCUGGCUCCGACGGUGGUGGUGGUGGUCCGACGACGUUCCGGUUCAAUCCUCGAAGCGCCGAUGACAUUUUCUCUGAGUUUUUCGGGUUUAAUAGCCCUUUCGGAGGAAUGGGGGAUAUGGGUGGGUCUCGAGCCAGUGCUUCGGGGUUUCCGAGGGGUAUGUUUGGGGAGGAUAUAUUCUCUUCGUUUCGGGGCGGAGCUGGGGGUGAAGGGUCCGGUCAUGUGCCUCGAAAAGGGGCGGCGAUAGAGCGGAAUUUGCCAUGUAGUUUGGAGGAUUUGUAUAAGGGGACUACUAAGAAAAUGAAGAUUUCGAGAGAUGUCAUUGAUGCUAGUGGGAGACCCACCACAAUGGAGGAAAUUCUUACAAUUGAGAUCAAGCCAGGUUGGAAGAAGGGAACAAAAAUAACAUUUCCAGAGAAGGGAAAUGAACAGCGAGGUGUUAUACCCUCAGACCUUGUCUUCAUUAUUGAUGAGAAGCCUCACAGCGUCUUCAAGAGGGAUGGCAAUGAUCUCGUUGUUACCCAGAAGAUCUCCCUUGUGGAAGCUCUGACUGGUUUCACUUCACAGAUCACGACCCUUGAUGGCCGAAAUCUGACAGUUGCUAUCAACUCUAUCAUCAGUCCCACCUAUGAAGAAGUUGUUAAAGGGGAAGGUAUGCCCAUCCCAAAGGAACCUUCCAAAAAAGGUAACUUGAGAAUUAAGUUCAACAUCAAGUUCCCUACGAGGCUUACUUCGGAGCAGAAAACUGGGAUUAAGAGAUUGUUAGCAUCAUGAACAUUAUUGCUAGUGCUUUCUACCAACCUCAUGUAAGCUUUCGUUUGUGUUCCUUUGAUUGCCUUUUAUUCUGGAAAGGAAAUUCAUGCGUUGCUGAAUUGGAGAUUUCGUCGAAACAGUUGUUUAAAAGUUUUCUUUUAUUUAUCAAAAAAUAUUUGUUAUGUGGCUGCUAUGCUGUCUCUUUUGCUUUCUGUUCUUGUUUAAAAGAAAUUUUCCUUGACCUUCUUGACUCGAUAAUCCGUGGGUCAUUGGAAUCUUAAAAAAUCUAUGCCCUUUCUAAACUCAACCUCCUUGGUGCUAUUGAUAGAAUUGCACAACAUCAUCAGAAACCCAUUCCUGCAAUUGCCUUCUUUGAUAUUGGUGCCGCCGCUUCAAUCCUAAGCCCCUCCGUCUUACCCUGAUCAGUAAUUUGGUCUUGAUUUUUCUUAUACUGAGGAUAAGAAAUGAAUUUCCUGACACCAGAAAUGGGAAAUUAGAUACUUCAGCUUCGGUAUCGUUACAGGAAAAGGGGUGUUUAACCGAGAAGAACAAGACGGGUGAAUUUCUAGAACCCUUAACUGCUUUCGCUGAAAUUUCUUCACUUUCAGCUCUGCUGGUUAAACCCUUAUGCAAACUCUGAUUGGUGAUUUGGACAAAGUUGCCAACAACAAACUGACAUCUUAACCUGGCAGAGCAUAUGUCCCUUCAUUCUGACUGAUUUUGAAGGGCUGGAAAAUGACAUGAAAUGGAACACUUGGUUACUAUAUAUUCAGCUUGUUGGGUUUGAGUUGGUUUAGGUCCAAGUACUUGGAUUGAAGCUGUUUGCCUGUGAAAAAGUUUGAUCUGUUGUGGCUGCAAGUUUUUUUGUUUUUUGUUUUUUUGAACAAAGAUAUUUGAUGUUACACAUUUUCAAUUGAACAUUGUUGGCAUGCAUUGAUCUCAAGUAAGUGGAUAGUGUAGUUAAAGUGUAGUGAAAUCAGUUUUCUCCUAUGAAUGUAAUAGUCAUGGACUCAGACCAGUGUAAAGGCUUGUUCGCCUGAGACUCUACUAAUUAAGAUUUUGAGGAAA